GAUUGCUGCAAACCUGCACGUUGAGUAGGAAUACAGAAACAGCAUACACGGCAUUUCUAUUCGGAGAUCCUCAAGACUAAACCGGGAGGACUGAGCCACGAAGAGCACGUAACCAUGUCUUCGGACGAGCUUAAGGCCAAGGGAAAUGCCGCGUUCAGCGCGGGCAACUUCGAGGAGGCUGCUAAGUUCUUCACGGAGGCAAUUGGCGUGGACCCAGGCAACCACGUCCUCUACAGCAACCGCAGCGCGUCGUAUGCGAGCCUCAAGCGGUAUACCGAUGCGCUGGAUGACGCAAAGAAGUGUGUGUCGCUCAAGCCUGACUGGGCCAAGGGCUACAGCCGCCUGGGUGCGGCCUAUCACGGCCUGGGCGAGUACCCCGAGGCCAUCCAGGCCUACGAGGACGGCCUGAAGCACGACGCCAACAGCGAGCAGCUCAAGAGCGCGCUGGAGGAGGCGCGCGCCGCCGCCGCCGCGCCGCGCCGCCCCGGCUCCAUCUUCUCCUCGCCCGAGCUGCUCAUGAAGCUGGCCAUGGACCCCCGCGGCAAGGCGCUGUUGGGCCAGCCCGACUUUAUGGCCAUGCUGGGCGACAUCCAGAACGACCCCUCCCGCAUCAACAUGUACCUCAAGGACCCGCGCAUGCAGCUGGUGCUGGAGCUGGCUCUGGGCGCAAAGUUCGGGGCGCCAGGCGGCGGAGAGGACGAGGAGCCGGCCAGCGCCACCGCGCACAAGGAGGCUGAGUCACACAAGCCCGCCUCCGCCUCGCACGCACAUGACAAGAAGCCCGCGCCGCAGCCGGAGCCGGAGCAUGCGGAGGUCAGCGAGGAGGAGCGGGAGGCUGCCGCCAAGAAGGCUGCGGCCCUGAAGGAGAAGGAGCUUGGUAAUGAGGCCUACAAGAAGAAGGAGUUUGAGACGGCCAUUGCCCACUACAACAAGGCCAUUGAGCUGUACGACGGUGACAUGACCUUCCUCACCAACCGCGCGGCCGUGUUCUUCGAGCAGGGCGAGUUCGACAAGUGCGUUGCGGACUGCGACGCGGCGGUGGACAAGGGCCGCGAGAUGCGCACCGACUUCAAGGUCAUUGCACGCGCACUCACGCGCAAGGGCAAUGCGCUCGUCAAGCUCAACAGGCUUGAGGACGCCAUCGCGGCCUACAACAAGUCGCUGAUGGAGCACCGCAACGCCGACACCCUGGCGCUGCUGCACAAGACCGAGAAGACGCUCAAGGAGCGGCGGGAGGCGGACUACAUCAACAUGGAGCUGUGCGAGGUGGAGCGGGAAAAGGGCAACACCGCAUUCAAGGAGCAGCGCUACCCAGAGGCUGUGCAAGCCUACCAGGAGGCUCUCAAGCGCGGCCCGCCUGCCGUCAACCCGGAGGCCUACAAGCUCUACUCCAACCUGGCCGCCUGCUACACAAAGCUGGGCGCCUACCCAGAGGGCGUCAAGGCCGCGGACAAGUGCAUUGAGCUCAAGCCCGACUUCGCCAAGGGCUACAGCCGCAAGGGCACGCUGCAGUACUUCAUGAAGGAGUACGACAAGGCCAUUGAGACGUACAACAAGGGCCUGGAGCUGGAGCCCGACAGCACCGAGCUGCAGGAGGGGCUGCAGCGCGCCGUGGAGGCCAUCAGCAGGUUCGCGAGCGGCCAGGCCAGUGCGGAGGAGGUCAAGGAGCGCCAGGCGCGGUCGCUGUCCGACCCCGACAUCCAAAACAUCCUCAAGGACCCGGUCAUGCAGCAGGUGCUGCGUGACUUCCAGGAGGACCCCCGCGGCGCACAGAAGCACCUCAAGAGCCCCGAGAUCAUGGUCAAGAUCAACAAGCUGGUGGCGGCCGGCAUCAUCCAGGUCAAGUGAUGAGGGACGGAUGAGCGGCCGUCACUCUUGACAGAGGCGUUGGUGGUGUGUUGUUGUUGUUGUUGUUGGUAUGCGAGGAUGUGCGGUCUGUGCGUGGAGUGUGGAGCGUAUGUGUGGAGCGGUCUCAGGGCAAUAGGGGCGCCCAUACCCCCGCGCCGGGCCCAUCCGUGGCAAACGAAACCAGAGGAGCGCGAGCGUUGACAUUGUGCGCAGGAGGUUCACUAGAAUAAGGUGUGGCUGCAAGGGAGGUGCAAGACAUGGAGUAGGGCAGUACGCGCAAGGCUGCAAGCUGCGUAUGGCUGAGCGGUUGCAGGCGGGCGGCAGUGAUCGCCGCGCACUCGUCAGUAUGGGAGCACCAUUGCGUUGCUGAUGCUACGGUCUGCGGCUGAACCUAGCAUCGCCGUUAUUAAUUGCGGAUUUGCGGUAUCGUGGAUGCGGGCCUGAAGAAAGGCGCUGCCUCUUGCCAGUGGCGUUAAAGACAGGCUGUGUGACCGUUCGCUAUAGUGCAGCUGACAGUUCAAGGCGAUCACGGGGACUCGCCUGGGUGCGGCGCAGACGCGCAGUCACAGCACAGUGUUUUGCGGGUGCCACUGGACUACAGCAUCCGCGGCCUUUUCAGGUUCUCCUGGUCUCGCCGGUUAGCUGGGCCCUCGGGCUGCACUGAGCUUACGGACUACUGG
Molecule: messenger RNA, 2528 nt
Organism: Chlamydomonas reinhardtii
Lineage: Eukaryota; Viridiplantae; Chlorophyta; Chlorophyceae; Chlamydomonadales; Chlamydomonadaceae
Exons: 13
Coding region: 115-1848 (577 amino acids)
Molecular function (GO): Hsp90 protein binding
Source: RefSeq, a predicted model, not a curated record